CAGCAUCAAAAAUGGCUAAAAUUGCUCUGUUGCUGUUUUUUACUGUCGGAGUUUAUUUGGAAUUGUCAGCAUCGACAAGCAUUGAAUGUAGCUACAAGACUCAUGAUUGGAGCAUCGUUAAAAAUGCAUAUUUUUGCACAAUCAAUAAUAAUCCAAGCAUAACAACUCGAGAAUCAGCGACAAUAACUUCAAUUUCUGGACCUCAUGAAAGUGGAAAGACAAAUUCUGAUGUUGGUGGCUUUUAUGUUUAUUCUAAAACUAUAAAUUAUUUCCCGCGUGGUUUAGAAACUUUCUUUAAGAAUAUUAAAAUUAUUGAUAUUUCUCAUUGUAAUUUAAUGGAAGUUCAUCAAGAAGAUUUGAAGCUAUUUCCUAAAUUAGUUGAGAUUUAUUUGCAUUAUAAUCCCCUGGAAGUUCUCGAAGAGGGUCUUUUUGAUUUUAAUCCUGAUUUAGAAUUCAUUUAUAUUUGGAACAACAAAAUUGUCCACAUUGAACCGAAUGUCUUUGAUCAUUUAAGUAAAUUAAGAUAUCUUUACUUACAAGAAAAAAAUUGCAUUGACGCAAUAGCUGAAAAUUCAAUAUCAGAAGUCAAAAAUGUCAUUCAAGCUGUAAAAUCUCAAUGUAAUAAAAACACAAUGACAACAUCCACAACACAACCUCCAACAACUUCAACACAAUCUCCAACAACAACUUCAACAACACCAAAAAGCAUCAAUUUCGAGUCAUGCUUAGAACUGGAAUCAAAAAUCGACAACAUUGCAUCAAGUUUAAAGGAUUUAAUUGGCCAGACACCGAAUGCAGCAUUCAGCAACAACAACAACCAAUGCGACGCCUUUACUGACGCUUUGAGGAACCAAAGUGAAGCCAUUGGAAGAAUUGACAGCAGAACUGAAGCAUUUACUGAAGCUAUGGACACAAAACUGGAAAUUCUCAAAGAAAAUGUUGAAAAUACAAGAACUUUGUCACUCAGGCAGAUGCAAAACUUUAGAGACGAGGUCAAAACUGAUCAUGCUGGACUUUUAGCUGCAAUCAGAUUGAGGACGGACAAGAUUGAGAAGCAGAUUAAGGAAAUUAAGGAACAAAAUCAGAAAAUUGAGGACAAACUUGCAAAAAUUAUGAAAAGUCUUAAAAUUGAUAAUUAGAAUGAAAUUCAAAGACAUUGGCAAGGCACAGAUCAUAGACAAAAACAACGGACUAAAUAUUAAAAUAAUUAAAUAUUAAAAUAUUAAAUAAAAGAAUUUCAAAUUUUGUAAAUCAACAACUUUUAUUAAUAAUUUUUCUAACAUUUAACUUUGAAUUUAAAAUAUUUCAAAUAAAAAAAUUUCAAUUAAUUGACAAAAACUACUUUAUUGACUAUUUUUAACAACAUUAGAGCUUAAUUCGGUCUUGUGAACUUUGACAGCAUCGGAAUGUUACUUCCAUCUGCCAAUCCUCCAUCUACCUUCUCACCAAAUGCCAAACUUCCACCCAUUUCAUCAUUAAUUUCAACCAUAAUUCUUUUCAGACUGUCUGCCAUGAAGUAAGGAUUAGCAGCUCCAUCAUUUUCCUCACAAUCGAUACAGAAACAGACGAGAAUUGCCUCAAUUGUCAUUUCAUAAAAUGUCAUGAAGCUGUGAGCGAUAAAGAAGGCAAACGUUGCACCGAUGGUUAAUGGGAUUGUUUGGCAUGCACCUGGGGAGCUCUGGAAGAUUUAAGAGACUUUUUAGGGUUACAUUGAUAAGUACAGGGAAUGAAUAAUGUGGUUAAGGGUCAACUUCUGCCACAUCAAAGGUUUAGUUUGUCCAAACAAACCCGCACCUGCACUAUUCCUACCUCUAACCUUAAAAAUACUUAAAUAGUAUACACGGAUACUAAAAUAGUAUACAUGGAUACUAAAAUAGUAGACAUAGAUACUAAAAUAGGAAACUAGCAUAUAAAUUAGGUAUUAGGAACUUAGCCUCUUUCCUAGAUUGUUCAAAACAAUUCAACUUACCAGCACCAAAAUCUCAUAUCCAAAAGUCCCUGCUGCCAAAACAAUCAAAACUCUGCAAACAAGGAACACUAGCUCACCAAAGUCAAUCAAAAUCAUCAAUUUUCUGAGAUUUCUGAGUUGCAGCAGGUAAGCUCGCUUCCCAGCUUGAAAAAAUGGAGUCGCGUUCUUGGCAGUUAUUAUGAAAGCAGUCCUGGAUGGAUAGUGUAGGAACUCAUCCAGCAAUGCUAGCGGACGUAAAAUAUUGCAGGAUGUUGAUGGCUUUUUGUUGGAUUUCUGGAGGAAUUGGAAUUAAAUUUUGAGGUUAGGUGACAAAUUUUGAGGUUAGGUGACAAAUUUUGAGGUUAAGUUAUGUUCAACUCACCCUAAACGGUCGAAAUCCGACUCUCAAAACCUUCAUAAUCGCAAUUAACAGAGAACCUAAACAGACACUUCCUAAAUGUCCCCUUUUUAGAUCCUUAAAUGAUGACUUAAUAGGCCUCUCCAACUUCUCCUUAUCGCGUAUAAAGAACCAUUUACAGAUUAUCGCAGCGACCACAAAAUGUUGACAGCUGAGGAUAAACUGAGUAAACCAAAUGAAAGUGAUGAUGUUGAAUGUCUGAGCGACCACAGCUAUCGGAAGCUCCUCGAAAUAAAUGCUUAUUGUCCCGUUAUCAUUCAAAGUUCGAUGAACAUCAGCUGAAUUGUGAAUAAUUGCAGCGAAUGUAAUAAAGAUUUUGAAGGCAGCAAUGAAGGUUGUGAAGGUCUGCAAUGGGUUGUAAGAGUCAAUUCUGCUUGCUUUCAAAGAAAAGGUCUCACCAGAAGAGGUCCAAAAAUGACAGCCGGGAUGUCAACCAUAAUUUUUGAAGACUCCUUAAAAAUCUUUGCAACCAAUCCAAUUUUUGUCCUUAACCAAGCCAAAAUGCCACCCAAAAUAAUCCCAAUUGUCAUCAAAAUCACAGCAGCUUGUGAGUUCCACAUAAGCACUGAAAUUCCCGCCAAAAUAAAAACAAACAAAAUAACCGCAACACAAAUAAUCCAAAUUAAAUAUUUCGCGAUGAAUCUGAAGAAAAUCAGCAAGACGUAAGAAAAAAAGACAGCAAAAAGGCACACAGUUGCUAUUGCAUCUCUGUAGGUCGUCACAUUUUCCAAAAAUAUUCCUACAUUUCUACUAAAUUCUGUUUUCAAUUGCACAUCAAAUAAUUUUGUAUCUUGUGCUUCUUCAUCAUCAUCUGUCUUGUUUGUUUCUCUACAUUUAUUGAGGACAAUUGAGAAAUUUUUGGGGCAAUUAUCGACACAUUUUCUGAUUGGCUUUAUUGUCAAUGUUUCAAUGUCAUAGAGUUCGUAUUCUAUGUGGAGAUAAGGAUAAUGUCUGAGAUCUUUUGGCUGAAAAUGGGAGAUUUAUGAGUAUCUUUGAGGUUUACUAAAAUAGUACGCAGGUAUACUAAAAAAGUAUAUAUUUUUACUAAAAUAGUAUAUCAGACUACUAAAAUAGUACAUCAGUUUACUAAAAUAGUAUAUCAGUUUACUAAAAUAGUAUAUCAGUUUACUUAAAUAGUAUAUCAGUCUACUAAAAUAGUAUAUCUCAAUUUUAUUCCUCACCCCACAGUCGUAAAGAUUAUCAUCAUUAAGUUGACCACAAAAAUUCUUACAAUCAUCAAGGACCUUAUCAAAUCUUCCAAGAUUCCCGAAAAUAAUGCAAUAUCCAACAAGAAUGAGCUAUAAAGGAAAAUAUUUCAGUAAACUUAGCCUCAUUUGAACCUCAAAACAAGCCAAUUAACUCACCGAAACUAAAACAAGGAGCAUACAAAGCAAUAAAAACGGCAAGUUCGUGCAAUCCCGCACCUUAACUGGAUAUCUGCUCGCAUAUUCCUAAAAAAAGAAAAUAAAUCACAAAAAAUUGUCUUUAAAAAUUGUAACAUUUUGCAUACAUUUUCCCCAUUCUUCACAUAACUUAGCAUUAUUGAUUAUUUCCAGAGACAAAUUGGCGCCGAAAAUCCUGUCACUUGAUUCUUUCCAAUUCUUUUUUCACUUUUUACUGAAAAUGCAAAAUAAAAAAAUUUAACACAAAAUUCAAAUUUUAUUCAAAUUAUCCACGUGUAUUGACUUUACCUCAAGUCUGUCUCAAAGGACUACAGCACUCGAUGACUUCAUUAUUGACACUAACACACAAAAUAUUCCUUUUUAGUCCUUUCGUAUUGUCUCUAUCGUGCGGCAUUUCAAUCGCCAAAUAACACGAAAUGUUCUGUUUGCCAAAAAAAAAAACUAAAGAAAAAGUCGGAAAGAAGAAGAAAUAUCAACAAUGAUUCGGUUUUUAUUCGAUUUUUCUUAUUUAGUUUUUCAUUUCUUUUCUGUUUCUGUUUUGAAGAUAGCGUGCAACCCAACUUAUCAUGCUGGCCUCACCCCUCUCGUGACUUUUUGAAUAGAUUAUUAUUAUCUCUAUUGUGUCACUUUUAAAGGACUCAAAUGGAUAAAUAAGUUUGUUGUUUUCUUUUAUAUGCGGUUUUGGACGUGCUUUUCUAUCAGGGGUGUUGGAUGUCUUAUGAAAAUUUGGAAUUUUGAGGUUAGAAUGCAAACUUAAUUAAAUUUUUGAGGUUAGAAUGCAAACUUAGUCAAAAUUUUGAGAUUAUAAUGCAAACUUAGUUAAAUUUUUGAGGUUAGAAUGCAAACUUAGUCAAAAAUUUGAGGUUGGAAUGCAAACUUAGUCAAAAUUUUGAGAUUAGAAUGCAAACUUAGUCAAAAAUUUGAGGUUAGAAUGCAAACCUAGUUAAAAUUUUGAGGUUAGAAACCAAGAAAAUCAAGAUUUUGAGGUUAGGGAACAUAUUUAUUUAAAACAUUUUUAUAAAACUAGCAAAAGAUCUACAAAUAUUUGAUUAGAUAUCAAUCAAGGCAAUGAUGGUGCUAAGUUUACAAAACAAUAUUUAUUAAUACUUUAGUUAAAACAUUCAACUCUUUUGAGGAUAUGUCGUGGGUUGAUAUGGAUUUGCAGGAUAUCCUUGAGGAGGCAUCAAUGGUUGUUGUGGGUAAGGGGGCUGUUGAGAAUAAGGCUGCUGAGGAAAGGAAGGGUAUUGCUGUGGAGGAUAUUGUGGUGGACCUUUUGGAUCAUCAUAUCCAAUAUUUGGAUACAUUGGUUGUUGUGGUGGCAUCAUUGGAAUUCCACUUCCAUCAGCAGCACCACCUUCAAAUCCUGGAAUUGGUUUCGGUCCAAAUACCAAAACAUUGCCUGAAUAAUCCUUCAUAUCCAUAAUAACUCUUUUAAGGCUCUCUGACAUGUAGAAUGGCUUUGUGUCUCCAUCGUUCUCCUCAAUGUCAAUGCAGAAUGAGACAAAAAUUGUAUCAACUGUCAUUUCAAAGACCAUGACGAAGCAGUGAGCAAUAAGGAAGGCUAGGAUGCAUCCAAGGAUCAACGGAAGUGCGAUGUAAUCCGAAUUGGGCAUGUUCUGCAGGAGAAGGAAUAAUUUAUCAUGUAUAAAGUGUUCCUUUUCUAGUUUUAGCUAUAAUUACCUCACUAAGCACAGUAUAUCCAACACAUCCAGCGAUUAAAACAAUCAAUAAUCUGCAAACAAACAGCACAAGAUCCCCAAAGUGAUUCAAUGCAAUGACGUCAUUGAUAUUGUCCAUGAGCAGUCUGCAUGACCGUUUUCCAGAAUCAAUUAAUGGUGUUCCUUCUUUAGCAAUUAUAAUGUAUGCAUUACGAACGAGAUAUGCCAAGAAUUGUUCAAGUAGAUCAAUAAGGCACAUGAAGCAUACAGCAAUCAACGCAACCACUGCGUUUUUGUUAUUGUUUGCUGUGUUCUGGAAUUUUGUGAAUGAUUUUAAAUGAGAG
Molecule: messenger RNA, 5771 nt
Organism: Chironomus riparius
Lineage: Eukaryota; Metazoa; Arthropoda; Insecta; Diptera; Chironomidae
Source: the annotation of a GenBank genome assembly